CAUCUCAGGCGCCUUUGAUAGAUUUUGUGCAGCUCAGACUCCAUGUUGGGUUUAUUUAUGGUUUGCUGAGGAUCAUGUUAGCCAGCCAGGGGCGUCACCUGAGUGGGGUGUUAUCACACACGUUUACAUUCCAUAGGUCCACCUGAACUUGUAUGAGCUGUCACCUUUGUGAGCAAACUAGAUUAUCUUCAGUUAAGGCAGCAGUACCUGGCAUCCCACUCUGCCCCCUGCGACGUUUCAAUGCUAGUGCCACGUCUGGUGAUAAUGGCACUAUUCUGGCACCCGGUCCCCCCGGCGGAAACUUGUCAGUGCCUCCCCCGCAGCCUGACUAGACGCGCCACUCCUGCGCUCACCACCGCGUCGACAACACGUGCACUUACGCCCAUCUCCCAGAAACUUUUUAUAGAAUUGUGGAAUCUUGAUCACUACUUGUGAGGACACCAGAUAACAACCGCGUGAACUAACGAGAGACAAUUACUUACCUUCACGAUAUACAGAACAGAAGUAAGUGUCUGAACAGUGCGGUCAUCAGUGGUCACAAAGAUACACUUCAGGUUCUCCUGUACAGUACUAGUGAGUCUGGACAAGUAGGCUGCUACGUUAUCUCAUUAACCUCCGACCUCAGGCGUGGUAACAGUGCUAGUGACUCCCAAAGAAGGACAUCACUAUCUGGCGCCCUCCUGCAUUAGGCGUGCGUCCUGGUCAACGCACCUCGACUCCGACAAGCCCCGCACACCCACCUGCUGCUGCUCGUCUUCUCUUCUGCGACUGCUACAGGAGUUGUCAUGCGUCGCUGCUGUUGGUGCUGCGGCAGCCUCCAGAAGGGUGUCGUGGCCAUAGGCGUCCUGGGUAUGCUGUGUGCGAUGGUGUUGAUCGUCCUGUACGGCACCGUGGCAGUCACCCUGGAGGAACACCUGAGGACAUGUAGGCAGGAUCCUAACAGCGAAGACAACGGCGUCCUACCACCCUGCACUGACAUGAUGAAUCCUACUGUAGUCCUUGGAGUUCGGAUCUUCCUGUACAUUCAGGUGAGCGUGUGGGUUCUCUUCCUCGUCUUCUCCAUCAUUCUCAUCAUCGGGGCCGUCAAGAAGCGUAGAAGCCUGCUGGUGCCGUGGAUGGUGCUGUCAGGAGUGGUGAUGGCGGCUGUGAUCUGGUCAGGUGUCAACGCUGUCCUCUAUAACCGUAAGCUGGACCUCCUAGCCUCUGUACUGUCCCUCAUUAUCUUCAGUUACUGCUGCCUCGUCAUCCGCUCAUUCUCCAAAGCCAUCAAGAGAGAAGCCUUGAUACCAGUCCUUGUUCCCUCCACCUUCACACAGCCUCAGAUGUUUUGCGAGAACAAUCACACACAAGUCGGGGAGAUGAGGGAGUUGCCCCCUGCCUAUACUCCCAACCCAACCACGCCCACCAAGAAGUCACCCCUACCCACAGGUCUCGGGGUCAAGAUAUAAUGAUUCGGUGCCAGAGGCUGUGGUCGAGACUACAUAUUUUUUACACAAUUGAGAUAUUUUUGAUGAAGAAACGUUUAUAUUGCCCUGUGUAUAUAUACUCUCUGGUGAAUCUUAAGUACGUGGACUAUAAAGUGGUCCCUGGAAUUGAUGGGAACAAGCGGUGUUAUUUUAGGUUUACGUGUGUUAGUAUUUUUAAGUUGUUAAGGCAGGUGGUGUUGGUCGUUAUCCCCCGGGAGAGACUGAGGCAUGCUGGAGGCUGCUCAGGGACUCAAUUUUGGUAAACAAUCUCAUUAAAACACAGAGCCAAUUAAUAAAUGGCCUUCUUGGUGUGAGUAAUCAUUGCGUACCUAACAUGGGAACAAGAUGUAUGAAAACUAAAAUCAGAAAAAAAUAAAUUUAGUGUUUUGAUUCGGUGACGAGUUAACACACAGGUAGUAGUGGAGGAUGAGUGUCUUAGAGCUCGUUUAUUAACACAGGUGAGUGAGGGACUACAGGUGAAGGGCAUCUGGGGCUCCAAGUGAGAGGUAUUUGGGGCUACAGGUGAGGGUAUUCAGGGCUGUAGGGACCCAGAAACACAUCAGACAAAAAUAACAUUAUAUACCGUAAACUCACUAAAAGGUUAUAGAUUAUAUUGAGUGUUUUGGAGGUACUGUAACAGAACCAGUUAGUGGAGGUUCACACACACACAACAUGGUAUCAGUUUAGAAACUUUGCUGUUGACCUCUUGAGCAGAUCAGCUUCUCUCCCCUCUAGCGUCGGGUGAUGGUGGCAAUGUCUUAAGCGAAGCACAAGGUGUCAGUUUCUCAUAUGAUUUCAUGUUUUACUUUUAAUUGCUCGCUUGACUGUACUGUUGUGAGGGGAUGAAUGCCAUACGUUGUAAUUAAUCACCUAUGAACACGUCUAUAUUGUGUGAUUUUUUUUUAAUAUAUAAAUAAAUAAAUAAUUAUUAUCAUUCCUUUAAAAAGACUUGUAUAGGGGAAUUAAUCUUUUAUUAUUAUAGAUAUAAAAGGUGUUUUUUUUAAUGUCUAAUUUCGACACCAAAUGAAUAGUUUGAGAUCGAGUCGAAAUGUUUUUUGCAAUAAUUCCUUUCAUAAUACUAACAAGAUAAGGUUUCAGGAUCAAUUCACUGAGACUCACUCAUCCAUGUUCCUUCCAGAUGGUUUGUAUGUCCCUGUGUAUGUGUUCCAUUGUACCUCAAAACAAACACACACACACACACACACACACACACGCACUCUCUCUCUCACACACACACACACACGAGGAACCAAUCUGGACAUAAUUGUAUAUAUUGUCAUUAAAACUAAUUCCUGUAUU
This is a messenger RNA of Homarus americanus (American lobster), 2765 nucleotides long. RefSeq lists its product as uncharacterized. The transcript is spliced from 5 exons. NCBI's taxonomy places the organism in Eukaryota, Metazoa, Arthropoda, Malacostraca, Decapoda, Nephropidae. The record is from RefSeq and is a predicted model, not a curated record. The coding region runs from base 786 to 1448 and encodes 220 amino acids.